ACAUCCCGCUACCAGCUCUCGCGACCGAAUUUCUCACUCUCAUGCUCACAUCUCAAACAGAGAGUCGAAGAGAGCGCAUCAAAUCAAAACAAACUCCCAUCCCGGCGGGCGGCUUUCUGAACCGUCGGUGCACAAUGCACAUAGAGCGAACUGGGUGGGUAGGUAAACGGCAACCAACGAAACCGAGACCGAGGGCUUUUCCCACUAUUCGAGGCAAUCCCAAACGACGACGCGCCGCGAGUCUGUUUCCAGUAGUCUACCGGAGAAGGUAGAAGCUCUAGCAAGCCAAGCAAGCAGCGAAGCAAGGCACACUCCGAUCUGAUCCGGUUCAGUACAUUGCGAGAUUUGAACCAGUGCUGACGUCGGUCCGCGUGUAUCGCUCGCUAGUGUAUCGUUGUCAAGUGGUUAUUGUUUGUAUCGCGCGCGUGUGAAUCGCGUUUUCGGGGUUGUCAUCGUUACAACAAUAGGCGUCGUGUCUAGUCGUGCGGAUUGCAGGGCGCGCGGGGGAGACUCAUUUGCAUCUUUUACUACGGAGUCGAAAAAAAAGGAUUUACAUACACUAGAAAUUGCCUUGCAAAAGCGAACAGAAGCACUGUUGAAGGUGAAGUGCCGCACAACUUGAAGAAAACAAAAGUGCUUGAUGUGACGACGACUGUGGCGACGAGGUAGAUUGUGGACGUCGACGUCGCGUCGUUUGAGGUGUACGAGAGUGAUUGUUCGUGACCUUCUUGGAUGCAGCACUAACUCUCGUUCCGAGAAUAAUUCAGUGAGUAAACGGUGGGAUUUCCCAACCUGCAGCGGCGAUCGAAGCGAUGCGAAAAUAUGAUUGAAACUAUUUCGUGAGCGUGUAGCGGCAAGUGAAACUGACCGCAUUUUAGGGAUCCAACUAUACGGUAAAUACACUCGGUGGUUUGCUGGGGUGUGGUACGGAAACCCAAAACUAGACCACAGCGAAUGGUUUUUGGUUCCCGUUAGCAGCAGUGAGAUUUCUCAGCCAACAACAACGAACGACGACGUCUUCUUGCCCAAUGGCAGCGCAACCGUGAAGAGGCAGUUGUGAGGUAUAGUGGUUACAGUUAAUUCAGAGCGACUGGCUGCAUGAAUGAAACAUUAAACGUUGCUCAAAGUUAUGACAGCUGAUGGUUGGUUGCAUUGCAGCAGCCUAACCUCGAAGUAAAGAGCGCGCCAGUCACAGCGUGACAUUUAAUACACUGAAGAGCAGCUUGGUAGGCUUGGUAAAAAAAAAGAAUCAAGUAGAGUCGGCCGUCGCCGACUGUGAUUGAAUUUCAAUAACAGCAGCUUCGUCGUCGUCGUUGCGUUCAGCCUACUCUGCCUGGCUGGAGUUGUAGCAGUCGAAGUGUUAAAACAAGUUUCAUAGGGCAACAGCAGCUGUUCGGUUUCAGUGAACAACACAACGAAAGCCAUUGUGGUGCAAUGUUUUGUUGAAGUCGACAACAAAAAACGAAAUUUAUACACAACAGUGCAGAAGAAGAUCGGUGGUUUACGUUUGUAACUGAAUCCUGUCUGUGUGUCUUGUGUCGGGGAGUCCGGUUUGAAGAAAGGAAGCGGUUGUUGUCAACGCCGGCUUGGAUUAUUUGCUUACGGGUUAUUGACAAGUUGGCGAAGUUCUAGCAUCACCAUAGCUUACGAGGCGCUGUUUUUUCUCACACGCAUACCGGGAGGAACAAAUCAAGUUCAGCGGCGGUGCCAUCUGGUUUCGAACACGCGCGCUUGAACAUAUUUCCCAUUGCUGGAGUCAAUCGUUUCCACCAACAAUCGGAAACAGAUUAACUAUAUGCUACUAAGCCGUGGAAAACACAAUAUUUUAUCGCCGCAGCAGCAGCAGCAGCAGUAACGGCAGCACUCCACCCAUCUCGUGAAAUACCAUGCAGCACCGUCCGACCGACUGCAGCCGUACGAUUUAUGCUAAAUUAUCAUAAAGACUCAGCCAACCGUAACCGCGCGGGGAGAUUUAUCAGCUUGUACUAGUUUACUCCGCAGCCAGCAACUGCCGAACCAUGAUGGCCCGGGCGCUCCCAUUACUGGCGCUGUUACUCACGCACAAUUUGGCAAGUUCAUUUCCGCAGCACCACCACUACUCGGACUACGUGCUGGGCGGGGAACUGGUCAGUGGCGGCGGAGGUGGCGGCGGCGGAACCGGUGGAGGAUCUACGGGACUCAGUGGACCGGGUGGCACAGGGACCGGCGCCGGUGAACAACGAUUCACAUGUCCCGAGCCGGCCACCACCACCAGCGAUUGCACUUGCAUGUACGCUAGCUCCGAUUACGAAAUUCAAUGUCCCGUGAUUAAUCCGGAAAUUACGGUGAAAAUAAAACCUGGCAUCUACGCGCAGAUACAGUGCUACGAGAAGCAGGAGUUUAGCGACCUGCCAACGUUGAACGUCGGCAACACGACCCAGGUCAAAAUCAUCCAUUGCCCGUUGCCGCAGCGGCAGUCCAUUAAGCAGUUUAUCAAAUUCCUCGGCGUUAGGAACGUGAAGGAUUUCUGGUAUCAGAACUAUGGGAAGAAUUUGGGAGUGCGACUGAUCCGACAACACUUUGAGGGCAUGCAGGAUUUGGAGAAACUUUUCCUCAGCUCAGGAAUCGAAGACAUCCAGCCGGAUCUGUUCGCAGACCUGCCGAAUCUGAAGUGGCUCAUGCUACGAAGCAACCACGUAAAACUCCUGCACAACGUGUUUGAUAACCUAACGAACCUGGUUAUUCUUGAACUGGGAGCCAAUCAGAUCACCGAGCUUGAGCCAGGUCUGUUCAAGAAUCAACGAAAACUGCUACAUCUCAACCUGUGGCGUAACCAGCUACGAAACAUAUCCAAAGAAUCUUUCCGUGGAGCGGAAACUCUCGAAGAACUGGAUCUCUCCGUCAACGCAAUCGAAACGCUCAAUUCCGAUGUGUUCACCUUGCUUCCGAACCUCAACGUUCUGAAUCUGGGCUUCAACCGAUUUACGGUUCUACCCGAGAACCUUCUCUCCGAAAACCGUAAGCUGCGGGAGUUCAAGUUCAUCAACAACCAAGCUCCCCUACAAACCCUACCGGAAGCCUUCCUCGGAAACCUCCCGCAGCUGAAAACGGUCAUCCUGAAUCGCUGCAGCUUCACACAUCUACCACCGUCACUGUUCCGGGGUUCCAGCGACAUCACCCACAUGGAUCUGAGCUACAACCAGCUGGGAUCCGUUCCGGAGUUGCUUCUACGCGAUCAACUGCGUCUCCAAGACCUGAACCUGGCCUACAACGAACUGGAAUCGCUUCCGGAUCGUUUGCUGGAAAACACCCGAGAGCUACUCACCCUUCGGUUGUCCUACAACCGACUCUACAAUCUUACUGCAAACAUUUUCGCUUCCCUCGAUAAGUUGACCGAGCUGCACCUGAACAACAACUUCCUGCACGCAAUCGAUCGGCUCACCUUCAGCAACACCAAAGCCCUCUCGAAACUGUACAUGCAGAACAACCACCUUUCUUUCCACGACUUCACCUUCGUCCUCCAAGAGCAGGACAUCGCCGACACCGAUGGCACCCCAUUCCAAUACUUGGAAAACCUUCAAAUCCUAAACCUGCGCAACAACAGCAUCACCACCAUCUUCCGGGACUGGAACUACAACAACCUGCAUCUGCGCGAGCUCGAUCUCAGCUACAACAACAUUUCCACCCUGUCCUAUCUCGGGCUGCAGUUCCUCUCGCAGGACGUCCGCGUCAACCUAACGCACAACCGAAUCUCCGAAAUCGACCUCAAAGACAUGGAGCCCAUCAUCACGUCCCAGCGCUCGCAGGACGACAGCAAGAUCUACGUCUACGUCAACGACAACCCCCUGAACUGCAACUGCGUCAUCUUCUCGUUCGUGCAGUAUCUCCUGAACGAGCUGGACAGCGCCGUCUACCGGCGGAUCCAGUUUGUGGCCGACAAUCUACGCUGUUCGGAACCACAGAACCUCCAGGACGUCCACGUAUCCAGUCUGCAAACGAAAGACCUCUUCUGCCAGCUGGAUCAACCGGGCACGGAGAUCAAGCAUUGCCCGGCGAACUGCAGCUGCCACGUCCGACCACUCGAUCGCGGAGUGAUCGUCAACUGCACGCGCCAAGGCCUAACGGAAAUACCCGCGCUGCCGCAACCCACCAUGUUCGGGUACAACUUCAUCGAGUUGCACGUGGAGGACAACAAUAUUACCGAGCUGCCGACGGAGAAUUUGACCGGGUACGGUAAGGUCGCCGAACUGUACGCCAGGAAUAACGCGAUCCUUGAACUGGUUCCGGAGAAUCUACCGAGCAGCUUGCGGAUACUGGAUGUGACGCAGAACAAGUUCGCCAUGUUGAAUCAAUCGGUCGUCGAGGCUUUGAACGGGAGUAAAACGUUGGAGAGCCUGCACUUGUCGGGAAAUAAAUGGCGCUGCGACUGCAGCUCGGCGCAGUUCUUGAACUUUGUCCAGCAGAACCACAGGAAGAUCGCAGAUAUGGGCCAGAUAACGUGCGAAACCGGCGAAGAGUUCAGCCUGAUCACGGUGAACAGCUUGUGCAGCGAAAGCGUGACUACGGUCAUAGUCGUCAGCGUGAUCAUGUCGAUAUUGGGUCUGUUGAUAGGACUGUUCACGGUGCUGUACUUUGUGUAUCAUAUGGAGAUCAAAGUGUGGCUGUUCACGCACAACAUGUGCCUGUGGUGGGUCUCCGAAGAGGAACUGGACAAGGACAAGCUGUACGAUGCGUUCAUUUCGUACUCGCACAAGGACGAAGAGUUCAUUACGGAGCACCUGGUGCCGACCCUGGAGAAGGAACCGAUGAAUUUCAAGACGUGCUGGCACGUGAGGGACUGGAUGCCAGGUGAACUGAUUCCAACGCAGAUUGCGAAAUCCGUGGAGGACUCCCGACGAACGAUCGUCGUCCUGUCGACCAACUUCCUCGAGUCCGUCUGGGGUCGCAUGGAGUUCCGCACGGCCCAUCUAACCUCGAUGGAGGAGAAGCGUGCUCGGGUGAUCGUCAUCAUCUACGGAGACAUCGGAAGCAUCGAAGACCUGGACCCGGAGCUCAAAGCAUAUCUCAAGAUGAACACCUACGUCAAGUGGGGUGACCAGUGGUUCUGGGACAAACUACGCUACGCAAUGCCUCAUCCUCCGACCGUUAAGGGUCUCAAAGGCAAAGGUUUAAUCAAGAACCACCUGAAAAGCUCCGUCGACGACAAACUUGAACUGAUCAAACCGGUUCCGGUGACUCCCCCACAGUUGACGACUCCCCCGGCCGAAAUGAACGGACAUCCCCGAUCGCCUCCGUUCACCAUCUCCAACGGGAAGGUCGUCAACGGCAACGGUUACCACAUCAACGGACACGUGAUGAACGGUCACGCCAACGGCCACAUCAACGGAGCCUUCGUUAUCAACAGUAACGCCAAGCAGAGCGACGUAUGAAAACUGGACUGGACUGAAUACUAGCUGUUUUGAGAUUAUAGGGAAAACGCUCUUCGGAGAAAACGAUCAGAUUACAACAACCGAAUAAUGUGAUAUAAAAGACAAAAUAUCAAAGAGUACCGAAAGCAAGCAAAAUAACUUACUAUAGUAGUAUAUCUUAGGAAAACAAACACAGGCAACGACGAUUUGAGUAGAAAAUCCUAAUUACGAAAUUUAGUCUUUUCGAUCUCGAAAAUUAGAAAACGCUGAAUCUGAACUGAAACCGCGAUCUAACGAAACACUAGAGCUUCUAUGAAAAAACAAAAAUAA
Messenger RNA from Aedes albopictus (Asian tiger mosquito), 5717 nucleotides. Its product is annotated as protein toll. The transcript is spliced from 7 exons. Gene Ontology annotation, molecular function: transmembrane signaling receptor activity; protein binding. The record is from RefSeq and is a predicted model, not a curated record. Gene Ontology annotation, cellular component: plasma membrane. Lineage: Eukaryota; Metazoa; Arthropoda; Insecta; Diptera; Culicidae. Bases 2019 to 5408 code for a protein of 1129 amino acids. Gene Ontology annotation, biological process: toll-like receptor signaling pathway; innate immune response; inflammatory response.